Molecule: messenger RNA, 2767 nt
Organism: Sycon ciliatum
Lineage: Eukaryota; Metazoa; Porifera; Calcarea; Leucosolenida; Sycettidae
Product: general transcription factor IIH subunit 1-like
Exons: 15
Coding region: 126-1778 (550 amino acids)
Biological process (GO): transcription by RNA polymerase II; nucleotide-excision repair; transcription by RNA polymerase I
Cellular component (GO): transcription factor TFIIH core complex; transcription factor TFIIH holo complex
Source: RefSeq, a predicted model, not a curated record
ACACAUGUUCAUGAUUGUGCAGGCUCGUGAUUAUCACAAUGUGUUUGUAAGAAUUAGCUUUUGUCAACUAGUACUUGCUCCCGCUCCACUUCUAAAGAAGACAACAGUCGUAACUAUUACCGACCAUGGCAUCCGUAGACUGGGAUCCUGGCGAGGAGCUCCUACUGGAGAACCCUCGUGUUCGUCACAAGAAGAAAGAUGGUGUGCUAUAUCUGACCAACAAACGGUUUGCUUGGACUGAGUAUGCUGCAUCGGAGUUCAGGGUGUCGCACUUCUAUCCCGCCAUUCGUGCGCAAAAGAUCAGUCCGGAGACGACAGCCAAGAUCCAGAUGCAGAUAGUCCUUCACGACAGCACCACCAACACAUUCCACUUCGCCAAUGACGCCACCGCGACUGCUGCGCGCUCCGAGCGCGACUCUGUCAAGGAGAUGCUCGUGCAACUGCUGGCGCAGAACCGGGCCGUUCCGUCCAAGGAAUUGGAGGAGAAAAACAGAAUCCUGCAGAGCCACCCAGCCAUGCACCGGCUGUAUAAGGAUUUAGUCGGCUGUAAGAUCAUGACUCCGGAGGAGUUCUGGGAGUUCCGUCUGCUGCAGGACUCUAUCGAUCAGUCGGCGCAGCAGAGCGCGGGUGUGUCGUCGGCGUUUCUGGCCAAUUUGCAACCGCAGAUUGACGGCUGUAACAGUGUCCGUUACAACCUGAAUCCCGACACGAUAGCAGCGAUCUUCAAAACCUAUCCUGCCGUCAAGAGAAAAUUCCAAGAGUUUGUGCCGGACAAGCUGUCGGAAGUUCAGUUCUGGACGCAGUUCUUCCAGUCGCAGUACUUCCAUCGCGAUCGCCUGGGGGCCGGCAGCGCAGCCAAGGGCAAAGCGGAUAUGUUCAGCGAGUGUGCGAAGCAAGACGAAGCCGCCCAGCUCAAGUCUCAUCUGGAAGCGGUGCAGAACCCUCUCAUCGAUCUCACCAAGCAGCCAGCCCAAGUGGAGGAGGGCUAUGGCAUGUCGAGCACAACGAAGUCGUCUGUGCUGCAGCCGAUGAUGCGACGCUUCAACCAUCAGAGUCUGAUGAUCCUCAACUCGUCUUCGUCGGCACCCGCCGAGACAAGCAACACCACUGCGGGAUCGGCAGCACAGUCAUCUUCGGCUUCGUCCACUGCAGUCGAGCCAGCAGCAAAGCGAUCACUUGUACCAUCCCUGAGGGACACGGUCAUUCUAGAAGACCUGGCCGAGGGAGAACAGGCUAAGCUGCCGUCGCUGCAGAUCCGCGACCUGGGACGCUUUGCCGAGGGACCCACCAUCGCCCCGCAGAUUAUCCAGUCGACUGCGGAUGCGACCAAUACGGAGCUGUCGCAGGCGGACACCGGCUUCCGCCACACCGUCGCCCAUCUAUCUUCUAACCUCUGCCAGGCCACCCGUGGUGAGAAGAUGGAGGAAGUCUUUGCUCAGCUGUCGUCCGGACAAUGGCCGGGGGAGAGCACUGGCCAUACUAGCUUUGCCCUGUCUGAUUCGCUGAAGGAGGAACUUCAUAGUCAUCACCUGGCGGUGGGGGAGCUGUUACGCCAUUUCUGGUCCUGCUUUCCCGUCAGAACGAAACAGCUCGAGGAAAAGCUGGUGCGGAUGGGUAGUGUACUGCAGGCGUAUCGUAGCAAUCAGCUCGCCAUGUUCCAGGAGUCUCUGGUGCACGAAGACGGCGAGCUCACCAGUCACAUACACGAAAUGAUCGACGCCGGGCUGGAGAAGUACCGCUCUUGGCAGGCACGGCAGACGGCGAGGCGCCGCACCUAGCAGGCAGCGACAGCAGCAGCAGUAGCGACACCUUGGCGGCGUUGACGGGUGUCGGCGGACCUGCGCUCCUCCGCUCCUCUCUACCUGUUACGGUGCUGCUGUGCCUUGCGUUUUGCACCGUGCGCUCUGUUCUGUAACACGGUUCUUGUGUGCAUGUAGCCAGCUGGAACACACGGCAUGCAAGUCACUGAACUGUAGCAGUGACCAUUUUGAAAGGACCUCGACCUGUCGGAAAUGCUCCGGCACUAGCUGCUGGGUGUGAGCCAGACGGACCACACACACCAAAAAAACCGAUCUGCAUGCGGUCAACAUAAGCGGCCAGCUAGUGCAUGCUGCAUGCUGCAUGUGGCGCGUGCGAGUCGACUCGUACACUGUCGUACGACAUAUUUGUCUGCCGUACCCUGUACACUGCAUGCACAUGCACGGCCAGCUAAUGGGGAGCGUCUGCACCCAGAUCUUGGAACGGCCCGCGGGAUGACCUGAUGCGCAGAAGAUCAGUUUUUGACUUCGUAUCGAGCUACCUUAAAAAGCAGUAGCUUUUUUACUUACGACCCCCACAAUCCCGGUCCAGUUUCUCCGAACAAUGGAUGCAUCUCGGACAUUCAGCCUUUUUUAUUAUUUGAACACACAACCCACACAGGGAACCCACCCGGUACCGCUCUCAUUCUCCCAUGCUUUUAGUAUUUUUUUAGAAUGUGUCGAAUAAGCAUUCCAUGACAGUUUUGUUCAACACAGUAUAUUUUUAACGUCCCAUGUACUAGUAUCGCUGAAAAAAGUCUAGAAAAGAACACCUGAAAAAGUAAAUUCCAUAUUUCUAGUUUUUGCCCAUUCAACUCCGUAAUGCACGUGUACAUGCUGUUGAGAUCAGACGUGAAGAUCUCAACAGUCAGUGUAGUGCGUGAGCAAGGAGCACAUGUGUGUUUGCCGUGUUAGGAGACUGACCUUUCAGUUGUGUUCACGCACAUACUAAUUAUGCUGGUCUUGUGUCA